UUUUGGAACGACACUUCCUGGUGUGGCCCAUGUUCCUUCCCUGACAGCCGCCGCCGCCGUCGUGCAGGACCGGAGACCGUUGAGGGUUGCAGUUAUGUCGGGCGCUGCUUCGGGGACCAGCAAGGCAGCCCACAGUGAUGUGGCUGCGAAGAAAAAGAGGGGACCCGGUGCCCUGGCUACGGCAUAUUUGGUCAUUUACAACGUUGUUAUGACAGCGGGGUGGCUGGUGAUAGCUGUGGGUUUGGUCCGAGCUUACCUGGCCAGAGGAAGCUACCAUGGGCUGUAUUACUCCAUAGAGAAGCCUCUGAAGUUCUUUCAGACUGGAGCUGUUCUCGAGAUACUGCACUGUGCUGUAGGAAUCGUACCGUCCUCUGUGGUCCUGACUGGAUUCCAGGUCAUGUCCCGGGUCUUCCUCACAUGGGCCGUCACACACAGCGUCAGGGAGGUUCAAAGUGAGGACAGCGUGCUGCUGUUUGUCACAGCCUGGACUGUCACAGAGAUCAUCCGCUACUCUUUCUACACCUUCAGCCUGCUCAAUCACCUGCCAUACCUCAUCAAAUGGGCCAGGUACACCUUCUUCAUCGUGUUGUAUCCCAUGGGAGUGACCGGGGAACUGCUGACUAUCUAUGCAGCACUGCCGUAUGUGCAGAAGACAGGCCUGUACUCCGUCACCUUGCCCAACAAGUACAACUUCUCUUUCGACUACUACACCUUCCUCAUCCUCGUCAUGAUUUCCUACAUUCCCCUCUUUCCCCAGCUGUACUUCCACAUGAUACGGCAGAGGAAGAAGGUGCUGGGUCACAUAGAGGACUACGGCAAAGUGGAGUGAGUCCAGCGGCGUUCAGCAAGAUUCAAACGAGGGGAGAAAGGGGAAAAAAAUGAAACCAAAACAUCCAACAAACGAGGAACAAAAUUACAUCUGCGUAUUGAAACACAAAGUCCGACCAGUUUUAAACUGCCAGAACUGACCUGGCAGAUGGUCCAAUUAUCAAGCAACUUUCUUUAUUACAGCCGUUGUCUUGGUUGUACAGAUGCUCACAAUGAACUGGUGUUAUCUUUAUUUUAUUUUAUUUUUUUUUAUUCCUGAACAAACUUACAACACUACUUUUGUUUGUCUGAGCUGUGAGCAGAGCUCCAUCACUGAAAGCUUGAUUUGAAUUAUACAUCGAUAUGAUUCAUGCCCCUCACCUUUACAAAUGACACUAAAGAAAAGAGUAGAGUAGAUUUGUCACCUCCCCAUGGCUCGUAUUUUGGUUUCUUUUAAGAAGCUUUACUUUAGAAAGAACAAUGUAAAGUCUAAUACUGAUAAUUGGUGUCUGUAGGUUUUGCAGGUACAGUGUUUGUUGCUACAAACUGUGGUUCAGAUGUGUACUUUUUUUUUUUUUAGGUGUUCUGUCAUUUAUUUUAUUUACAAGUUUGAUUACAUUCCUAAUUUAGUUCAAUAAACCUCUCAUUCCAUGCUUGCAUG
Molecule: messenger RNA, 1468 nt
Organism: Archocentrus centrarchus (flier cichlid)
Lineage: Eukaryota; Metazoa; Chordata; Actinopteri; Cichliformes; Cichlidae
Gene: hacd2
Product: 3-hydroxyacyl-CoA dehydratase 2
Exons: 7
Coding region: 95-829 (244 amino acids)
Biological process (GO): very long-chain fatty acid biosynthetic process; sphingolipid biosynthetic process; fatty acid elongation
Cellular component (GO): endoplasmic reticulum membrane
Molecular function (GO): 3-hydroxyacyl-CoA dehydratase activity
Source: RefSeq, a predicted model, not a curated record